GAGGAAAGCACUUCAGUAACAUGAAAACACAAGUAGAUCUUUUAAAACAUGCCAGUUUGCUCUCCUGCUUAAUUGGUAAGUUACUUAACUUUCCUGGAUUAACACUAAUAACUUCAUCAGUACAGCAUGACCCUUUAAAUAUGUGUUCCUUUCCAGACCCUGCUUCCUAAUUUUAGAGGUUUCAUAUUGCUGAAAGUAUCUGAACAAUCAUGUGUGGAUAUUUUGUAGUCAUGAAUAUUUGACCCACCUCCAGGAGCGGAGUUGCACGCCCUAGUUUGAGUGCUGCUGAGACCAGCUGUCACGCUGGCUUCUUGCAGUAAGUGCCAGAAUUGUUAUGACAGGAUUUGAACGGCUGUUGAAGGGAACAUUUAAACUUCAGCUCCUGAAGACCUGCCUGAAGUGAGGCAAAAUGGAUCACCGUGAAAUUAUAUUGGAGGCUGACAAAAUCCACCAAAAUCGUCUGUCAAGUGUCACAGACAAUGAAGAAGAACAAGAUGCAGCUUAUACAAUUGUGACAGUCCUGGAUAAAGUGGCCAACAUUGUGGACAGUGUGCAGGCAAGCCAGAAAAGGAUAGAAGAGCGACACAGAGAGAUGGAAAAUGCAAUCAAGACCAUACAGAUUGAUAUUUUAAAGCUUGCCCAGGCUCAUGGCAAUACAGGUUAUACAGUUAACAAGUUGCUUGAGAAAACCCGCAAAGUUAGUUCCACUGUUAAAGAAGUAAGGACACGCGUGGAAAGGCAGAGUGCAAAUGUACGGAAGGUUGAAGCAAAACAAGAGGAGAUGCUGAAAAAAAACAAAUUUCGGGUUGUAAUCUACCAGGAAGAAACCGAGUGUCCUUCAUCUCUCUCUGUUAUCAAAGAGAGGACAAGAGGUGAAAAUCUAGAGGAUGAUUUCUUCCCAGCUGAUGAUCUGUCUUCUGAUGAAGAAUAUUAUAUCGAAGAAAGCAAAGCAACCCAUUUCAAGAAAUCAGGCAUGAGGCGCAUAGACGAUAUCAAAAAGGCAUUUUCAAGGGAAAAUAUCCAAAAGACAAGACAAAAUUUUAGAAAGAAAGUAAAUAGGCUUCGAACUAGAAUAGUGACCCCUGAAAGGAGAGAGAGGAUCAGGCAGUCAGGGGAGAGACUGAAGCAAUCUGGGAUAAGGUUCAAGAAAACCAUUUCACAAGCUGCCCCAAUGAAGGAGACAUUCAAGAUCCAUAAAAAAAAUAAAGAACGAGCAGUAGCUGAAGGUCAGGAGGGAAUUCAGGAAGGCGAUAUGCGCAUAGCUUCUGAAACUGCAGCAGCAGAGCCCUUCACUGAAGAGAUCUCUUAUACAGAAGUGACUACUAAGAUAAAGAAGGACAAGAGCAGUGGAACAAAAGGUGUUUCAGAAUCAGCUGAAAAAGUAGAGGGAAUCCCAGAAAUCAGCUUUAAGCAGGAAGGAAAAGAAGGAGGAGGAGGUGAUAAUGUCCCUCUAUUAGACUUAAAACAAUCAGCAUAAGAAAUCAAUUAACAUAUGUACCAUACUCUCUGUACUGAACAG
Molecule: messenger RNA, 1519 nt
Organism: Tinamus guttatus (white-throated tinamou)
Lineage: Eukaryota; Metazoa; Chordata; Aves; Tinamiformes; Tinamidae
Gene: CAVIN4
Product: caveolae associated protein 4
Biological process (GO): regulation of gene expression
Cellular component (GO): cytoplasm; caveola
Source: RefSeq, a predicted model, not a curated record